This is a messenger RNA of Lathyrus sativus (Indian pea), 1449 nucleotides long. Lineage: Eukaryota; Viridiplantae; Streptophyta; Magnoliopsida; Fabales; Fabaceae. The record is from the annotation of a GenBank genome assembly.
AUGAUUGUCUCUUGGAACAUCAGAGGGCUGAAUAAAGCGGGCAAAGUUAGGGAGAUCGGCUCUCGUCUCCAAAAACUUACCCAUGUUAUUUCUGUUUUAAUCGAGACAAGAGUUAAGGCUAAGAAUGCAAGGUGUAUUCGACGAAAACUGAGAUUAGAAGGUAACUAUAUAGACAACUACUCAAAUCAUGAUAAUGGCAGAAUAUGGAUCCAUUGGGAUGAGAAUAGAAGAAACAUGGCACUGGUGGAAAGCACAGAUCAAUUAAUUCAUUGUAAGGUUAAUGAUGUUAAUGGAAAUUUUCUGUUUUGGUUGACAGCCAUAUAUGCCCAUAACCAACUGCAGUGCAAGAAGGAAUUAUGGAAUGACAUUGAAAGAAUUAAUGCACAACAAAAUGGGCCUUGGAUCCUAGUAGGUGAUUAUAACAACGUGAUGAAAACUGAAGAUAGAAUUGGCGGUAAUGACGUUACAGAGCAAGAAUACAUAGACCUGACUGCGAUGAUGAGUAAAACAGGAUUAUAUGAAAAGGAUAGUGGGGGAGACUAUUUCACAUGGUCGAAUAAACAGGGAGAUAAUGCUAUUUACUCUAGAAUCGAUCAUGUCCUUUGCAAUGUGGAAUGGCUGCAGCAGAACGGAAAUACGAUGUUAACGAAUAUGAACCCCAGCAUAUCAGACCAUGCCAUGCUUGUGUUACAUGAAGAUAUUGAAGUACAGCGGCCGAAAAGAGAAUUUAGAUUUAUACAUUGCUGUGCAGAUUUGGAUGAUUUUCAGGAUGUUGUCAAGAACAGUUGGGACAUGCCGCUAGCAGGUAAACCAAUGUAUGUUGUUUGGAAGAAAUUACAAAGAUUACAAUCCCACAUCAGGAAAUUGAGCAGACCGUUGGCUGAGAUUCAUAAGGAAAUUGCACGAGCUCAGGAUGAUUUGAAUAAGGCGCAUGAUAGUUUAAUGAUAGAUAGACUAGAUGCAGACAAGAUUAAUGUGGUUAAAAGUUGUUCUGAGAAUCUUAUUAGGCUACAGGAACUGGAUGAUAGUAUGGUGCGGCAACGAGCUAAAAUUGACUGGCUGCGACUUAGUGACGGUAACAACAAGUAUUUUCAUGCCUCCGUAAAAAUGCGACAACAGAUUAAUAAAAUGACAAAAAUUCAAAGAAUGGAUGGAACCAUUGUUACAGAUCAGAAAGGUAUGGAAAAUGAAGUUAUCUCAUUCUACAGGAAGCUUAUGGGUACUAAACUGAAUCAUCUUGAAGGCAUUGAUACCGCAACUAUGAGAAAUGGAAGUCAAUUGGACGGUGCGCAGAGAGAUAUGCUGACAGAGCAUGUAGCCGAAGACGAAAUCACCACAACUCUAAAAGGCAUUGGUAAUGAUAAGGCACCUGGUACUGAUGGUUUUGGAGCAUAUUUUUACAAGAAAGCCUGGAAUAUCAUCAAACUGGAUGUUAUAGCAGCUGUGUAG